Stylonychia lemnae is the source of this 1140-nucleotide messenger RNA. The record is from the annotation of a GenBank genome assembly. Lineage: Eukaryota; Ciliophora; Spirotrichea; Sporadotrichida; Oxytrichidae.
AUGAGUCUGCCUUGUGGUCAUAAAAUAUGCAAAUAAUGUUUGGAUAUGAAGAAAAAUUCAAAAAAUGCUAAUGAUCUAACUUGUCCAAGAAAUCAGGAACAUAAAUUUACAAAAGGCUAACAAUUUAGAGUUGACUACGAUGUGCUUGAAUAUUUAAAAAAUAUAGACUUUAUCAACAUAAAAUGCAACAACCACUAAGAUAAUUUAGUUGAUUAGUACUGUAUUUAAACUAAUAAUUUUAUCUGCAAAGAUUGCACUUAAAGUUGCAAAUAGUGUAGAAAUUAACCAAGCAAUCAUAUAAAGCUAGAGAAUUUCAAGAUCUAGUUUAAUCUGCUAGAGAAAAGAUACUGGCAAACUAAUAGAAUGAUAAUUGAGACAUAAGUUUAAUUGCAUAAAGUUGUGAUCUUGAGAGCUAUCUUACUGGAUAAAUAGCAAUAGAAGGAAUAGGUCAAAGAAGCAUCUUAAUUAAAAAGUUAAAGAGAAAAAUUUCACCUGCUUUUAUCUAAUAUUCUAAAAGCAGAUACUCUAGAAGAAAUGACGGAUUUAAUAUUAUUGGAUCAAUAAUAAAGAGAACAGCAAGGCCUUUUUGAUGAAUUCAGAUAACUAGUAAAUUUAUAGAUGAAUAAGGAGACAUCUUUCAUUUUUAGGAAACAGUUUGAUAAUCCAAAGACUAAAUUGAGCUUUAAUUAAAUUUAUGUGGGGACCAGAGAUGGAUUUAAAGCAACCGAUUUUCACUCUAGAUGCGAUAAUAAAGGGCUAACUGUUUGCUUCAUAUUGAGUGAAACUGGAAAUGUAUUUGGAGGAUUUGUCACAAAAAGUUGGGGAAAUUAUGCUUUUAAGGAAAAAGACGACUAAGCUUUUAUCUUUUCCUUAACUAAUCAAUCAAUUCAUAUCUAGAAAAAUCAUUUGAACUCAGCAAUUAGAAACGAUCCUCAAAAGAGCUGGAAUUAAGGGGAAUACGACAUUUCGAUUAAUGACAAAUGUAAUGAAGUUGAUAAUACUUUAUGGUUAGGAUGGACUUAUUAAGACUACAAUGAAUGCGAUUAUACUGGAUCUCAAGCCAAAAAUGACUUGAAAAGCAAAAUUAAUUUCAAAGUUCUGGACUUAGAAGUUUACUAGGUCCUGAAUUGGAUUAAUUGA